Molecule: messenger RNA, 700 nt
Organism: Corylus avellana
Lineage: Eukaryota; Viridiplantae; Streptophyta; Magnoliopsida; Fagales; Betulaceae
Product: complex 1 family protein / LVR family protein
Biological process (GO): mitochondrial respiratory chain complex III assembly
Cellular component (GO): mitochondrial matrix
Molecular function (GO): protein folding chaperone
Source: RefSeq, a predicted model, not a curated record
GCGAGAGAGAGAGAGAGAGAGAUGGCGAGAGUAGAAGCCCUGAGCGCGUACAGAGCGCUGCUGAGAGCGACUCGGAAAACCUUCGCCGGAGACUCACAGAUGCUGACAGGUUCGGCCGCCGAGGUCCGAAAAAAUUUCGAGGACAAUCGGCAAGUAACCUCCGAGGCCGAGAUCCGGAGGCUCCUCGACGAGGCACGUGAGGCCACCCAUUUCAUCGCCAACAUGAUCGUCCAGGCCAAGCUCAACUCUAGCGGCGGUUACCAAAUGAAGCCCAACAAAGAGCAUGCAGGAGCAACACUUGAGAUUCCUUCUGAAGACAUUCUUAAGACCGUCUAGGAGUAAUUGUGGAGUUUAAUGCCAUGUUUUUUGGACAAUCUUUGCCUCAAAUAUGAGCUUUUUGUCGAUGAUCGAGUAUUUUUUCCUCAGUAUUUUUCCUCAUUAGUGUUCUUGAGGGACUCGCUCAAAUAUUUUAUUUGUUUUGGGAAUAAUUUUCUAUGAGCUCCCUUUGGUUGUUGCUGAGACUUUUGUAGUAGUAAGCUUUCGUCUAGAAGCAUUUCCCCUGAAGGGUCAUGUACUGUAGGUUGUAUAUCGUAUACAUUUUUGCUCACAUUUCUGGGAAAAGUUGAAUGCAACUCUUAAGCAGUCCCAGUUUUAGAUUAUCAAAAUUGUGGUUAAAGUCUUUAGGCAGUCCUUUUUGGUU